This is a messenger RNA of Fusarium odoratissimum NRRL 54006, 753 nucleotides long. RefSeq lists its product as uncharacterized. The coding region runs from base 1 to 753 and encodes 250 amino acids. The record is from RefSeq and is a predicted model, not a curated record. The transcript has 4 exons. Lineage: Eukaryota; Fungi; Ascomycota; Sordariomycetes; Hypocreales; Nectriaceae.
AUGGGCAAUAAUCUGAUCGAUCCGACUCAACGAAUCACUCUCACACCAGACGAGAUCAGCCGACGCCGAUUCGGAUCUAAGCUUACCUUGAUUGCAGAGAUGCUUCAAUGCACUGUCAUCUGGCUGGUCAAGUGCUGCUUGCUCCUGAUAUAUAACCGACUGACGACGAAUUUGAGCUACAAUCGCGUAGUGAAAACUGUUGCAUUGUACGUCCUUGUCGGGUUUGUCGUUAUGAUGACCUUCUAUCUUGCGGUCUGGUGUCGACCUUUCUCCCAGUACUGGGCCGUCCCCACCGAGCACGAGCAAUGCGCCACAUCAAGGAACCAUCUUAUUACCAAUGCAACCUUCAACUUGUCCUCAGACAUUAUGAUCAUUCUCCUUCCUAUACCACUUUUCCUCUGGUCCAACACUACCACUAGGAUAAAAGUAACGUUAUGCUGUAUUUAUGCUGUGGGCAUCUUCACGAUAGUCUCCGCAUUUCUAAAUAAAUACUGCUCUUUCACAGACCCCUACGGGCCUAAUUGGACCUUUUGGUAUAUCCGCGAAUCCUCAACCUCCCUCAUUGUCGCAAACCUUCCCUUGACCUGGCCCUUCUUCCGUCGCGUCAUGCAUAUCAACACCUCGAGCGCAGGCGAUUCUAACCCACAGCUGGGACAUAGGGAUUCGCACCUCUUUGGCAACGUUCCUCCCCGGCCAAGCCUUAUCCUUGCUGAUAGUCGAAUUGAGCUCAGCCAGGAGCAUGGGCUCCCUUAG